AGACCACCUCCACAUAAAUCUCAAGAUAACACACACUUUAUCUCUGUGUAUGCACAUCUUCUUCAACCUUUUGAUCCAAAAACCCUAAUGGUAUCCCUCCUCCACCGUUCAGUUUCAAUUUCAUUCCACACCCCAUCUCACCUCCCUCUCUUCACCCACUUCAACCACCACCACCACCGUACCCCCUCUCUUUUGAAUCUCCACCAUCGUCACCCCGCCACUUCUCUCAUAACCUGCAUCGAGAAGAACGGCUCCUUUAUCUCAAGCAACAAUGACCAACAGCCCCAAAGAACGUUGUUCCCCGGUGGGUACAAGCGCCCGGAAAUAAAAAUCCCCAAUGUUGUGCUUCAAUUGAAUCCCGAAGACGUGCUGGAUGACGGAAAGCUUGUUCUUGAUGCUGUUGAUCAGGCGGUUUCGGGGCUUGUUGGGGUUGUGGUGUUGAAUUGUGGUGAUGGAAGUGGGAGGAAUUUGUAUGAUGCUGCUUGUUUGUUGAAAUCGGUGAUUAGGGAUCGGGCUUACUUUUUGAUUGCAGAGAGGGUUGAUAUUGCUACUGCUGUUAAUGCAAGUGGUGUUGUGGUUUCUGAUCAAGGUUUACCUGCCAUUGUUGCAAGGAAUACAAUUAUGGAUUCAAAAUCAGAUUCGGUAUUUCUUCCUCUGAUUGGAAGAAAAGUGCAAAGUUUAGAUGCUGCCAUGAAUGCCUCUAGCUUUGAAGGUGCGGAUUUUCUAAUAUACAAUAACAAUGGAGAAGAAAGCAUUGAAGAACCAUCAGUUUCCAUUAUCAAUCAGACAAAAAUUCCAACAUUUUUCACUGUCAACCCCGAUAAGAAGGAUAAACUAUCCAACGAGAUGUUAUAUUUGUUACAAUCUGGAGCAAGUGGAUUAGUUGUUUCAUUAGAAGGACUAAAGUUGCUAGGCAACGAUGCUUUGAACAAGAUCUAUAGCAUGCAGGCAUCUGAUAAAAGAACAGAAGCUUUACGUGAUGGUUUGGUGUUGGAGUCAGAAAAUGGUGUUUUGGGUGAAAAGGGGUUCACAGGGUUUGUGAAUUUGGAGGAUAGAGAAGUAGAGUUGAUAGAAACCGAGAGAUCGAUGCUGCUUGAAGCCAUUGAUCUUAUCCAGAGAGCUUCGCCUCUGAUGGAGGAAGUUUCGCUUCUCAGGGAUGCUGUUUCACACCUCAGUGAGCCAUUCUUACUGGUUAUAGUGGGCGAAUUCAAUUCUGGAAAAUCAACUUUCAUAAAUGCUCUUCUUGGGAGAAAGUACUUAAAAGACGGAGUUGUCCCUACAACAAAUGAGAUAACCUUUUUACGAUAUUCAGAGCUUGAUUCUAACGAACAGCAGCGUUGUGAAAGGCAUCCAGAUGGGCAAUACAUAUGUUAUUUACCUGCACCGAUCCUUGAGCAUAUGAUGAUUGUUGAUACGCCAGGGACGAAUGUGAUUCUUCAAAGACAGCAGCGCCUGACCGAAGAAUUUGUGCCCCGGGCAGAUUUGCUUCUUUUUCUUAUUUCUGCUGAUCGUCCAUUGACUGAAAGCGAGGUUUCUUUUCUGCGUUACACACAACAAUGGAAGAAAAAGGUCGUGUUUGUACUCAAUAAAUCCGAUAUAUACCAAACUCCCAUUGAGCUUGAGGAAGCAAUUGGAUUCAUCAAAGAGAACACACAAAAGCUGUUAAGCACCGAAGUAACAUUGUUUCCUGUAUCUGCUCGAUCUGCCCUUAAACGAAAACUGUCAACUAUAUCUGAAGGGAAUGUAGAUAAGGAUUCUUAUUGGGAAACAACUAGUUUCUAUGAGCUUGAAAAGUUUUUAUACAGCUUCUUAGAUGUGUCAACAAGCACAGGAACGGAAAGAAUCAAACUGAAACUGGAAACACCAAUUGCAAUUGCAGAACAACUUCUUUCAGCAUCACAAAAGCUUGUGGAAAGAGAAUGCCAACAGGCGAAAAAAGACUUGGUUUCAAUUGACGAGUUAAUAAGCAGUGUAAAAGACUAUGCAUCCAAGAUGGAAACCGAAAGCAUAUCUUGGAAGAAACAGUCUUCAUCGCUGAUAGAUAAAACACAAGCACGCGUUGUGCAGCUUAUUAUGUCAACUCUGCGGUUAUCAAAUCUUGAUAUUGUGGUGUCGUAUGUUUUUAGAGGAGGUAAUACUGCCCCAAUGCCUGCUGCUACAACCAUUAGAAAUGACAUCAUUGGUCCAGCGCUAUUGGAAUCACAGAAAUUACUAGGGGAAUAUGGUGAAUGGCUCCGAUCAAAUAAUGCGCGUGAAGUAAAAUUUUAUGAGGAAAGUUUUGAGAAAAGAUGGGCCUCAUUUAUGAAGUCAGGCAAUCGAUAUUUGUUUGAGACUCGAAAAUUGGUUGAGAGUAAAAAUGAAUUCAGUAUCCAACAAUUAGAUGACUUCAGUGCUGCUGCUGCUUCCAAACUAUUUGAGCAAGAAAUCCGUGAAGUGUUCUUAGGGACAUUUGGUGGAAUAGGAACAGCCAGUUUAUUAGCUUCACUUUUGACAUCUGUCCUACCAACCACUUUGGAAGAUCUUCUUGCUCUUGGUCUUUGCUCUGCUGGCGGUUACAUAGCGAUUGCGAAUUUUCCGUUUCGAAGGCAAAAAGUGGUGGAAAAAGUGAAGAGGACUGCGGAUAACUUGGCACGUAAAAUUGAAGAAGCAAUGGAGAGAGAUUUGUUGGAGACAAGUGAGAGUCUUGAAAGCUAUGUUAAGCUUGUUGGUAAACCAUAUCAGGAUUCAGCACAAACUAGAUUAGAUGAACUUGUGAUGAUUCAACAAGAAUUGACAAAAAUGGAGGAAAGAAUCAAACGGUUACAGAUUGAUGUCCAAAACCUCCAUAUGCCAUUAUGAUAUCAUAGGCAAUGCUGUUCUUGAAUCUUU
Lactuca virosa is the source of this 2868-nucleotide messenger RNA. Lineage: Eukaryota; Viridiplantae; Streptophyta; Magnoliopsida; Asterales; Asteraceae. The record is from the annotation of a GenBank genome assembly.